AUGCCAGGGUCCUUUGGGCCUGAAGACUAUAUUGACUUCUACGACAACCCUUUUGAAACACUUGACGAGAUUCAAACUACUUGGAAGGAUUGCGAACCGCCUGUUUCCUGGUCGGCAAAGAACCUCUCAGAGAUCGACGUCGCUGAUAUCGUUUGGCAUAAAUACGACCCUCCAGCUGCACUCAGAAAGACCCCCAAUAUCACAUCUCAAAUUCUGCUUGAUAUUCUUUGGACGUCACUCGAGAAUGUCAAGGCUAGUAACCUCGAAGAAGAUCGCCAAAAGCAAGAAGCUGAGGAGCAGCGGAGGCUGGCCGAGGAAGACAAAGGCAAGGGCAGGGAGCCAUAUCUGCCCAUCAUUAUUCCAGCCGACACUUCUGCUCAAUCGGACACUCCUCCACUGGUCUCUAGCAUAUGUCAAAACGGCUCACCUGUGACCACAACCACACCCGAAGCCAUCACGAAAGCAAAGGCCAACAAGAAGCGUCUGUUUGCGCUCCGUCGAUUAUUCCAACGGAGGCAUGAGAAGGGUGAAAGCAGUGCCACUGGGGCAGCUCUCGGGACAUUACGAGAGCAGGUUGAGUCGCCAGGGCCAUUCUCUAGUCGAUUCGGUCUCUUGACAAAGCCGAACCCUGAGGAAGAGGUCGAGUGCGUGUCCUGCCUCGACGACUUCUACCCCAAGGACGUCAUCAGGGUUACAUGUCACAGCUACUGCCAUGAUUGUUUUGUCCGGCUCAUUACUGCUGCGUGCCAAAAUGAGCAACAAUGGCCUCCAAAGUGCUGCUUAAACGAGAUCCCUUUCAAGACGAUCCUGCGGUUCAUCCCGGCCGACCUCAAGAAGACGUUUGACGACCGGUCCAAGGAGUGGGAAAUCCCCGUCAGCGAACGUGUUUACUGCAGUAGCCCAAGCUGCAGCCUCUGGAUCAGUCCCAAGCGUAUCGAUGCCGGUAGACGCCAAGGAGUCUGCGAUAAUUCUCAUGUGACGUGCACGAUAUGCCGUGCUCCCGCUCACGGGGGAGAGGAUUGCCCGCAGGACAAUGACAUGAACCUUACUAAUCUCUUGGCCGAGGAGGAAGGCUGGAAAAGAUGCUUCAACUGCAACGCCCUGGUAGAGCACAGGGAGGCUUGCCAACACAUGACUUGCCGAUGCGGUACUCAAUUCUGCUAUGUCUGCUGCCGGCGAUGGCGGACAUGCAGCUGCACGAUGGAGCAACUCACUGCACACAAGGAUGGUGCAGCGGCUCGGCGUGCUGAGAGAAGAGCCAAAGAAUUGGCUGAAGCCGAAGAGUUGCGCCAAAUUCUACUUCAGAUUGAGGAGUUUGAACGAGAGGAAGCCCUCAAGGCCGAACUACUGCGUCAGGAGCAGGAGAGGCUGGAAGAAGAGCGUCGACAACGCGAACUUGAGGAAAGAGUCCGACAAGAGAGUAUCCGCCGCAGGAAUAUUGAACUUAAGUAUCAAGAGCUGCGUAUUUUGCUUGAUGACUUGCACGAUUUGCAGCAAGUAUUGGUUGAUGUCGAUCAAGAAAAGGAGGCCGAGGAAUUGAUCAUCGAGACAAGAGCUGCAAAGGACGAGCUCUCAAAGAAGCACGAAGCCGAGCGUUCUGAUUUGGAGUCCCUCAUGAGAACAAAGAUAGCUGAGAAGGAGUACACGCUCAACAAGGACUUUCAGAUCCGAGCAGCCGAGGAGAGCAAGAUUGAAGAGGCCUACCACGAGCGACUUCAAGAGUACUGGAAGGACAAGAAGGACGGAGAACAGGAGAUCGAAGCUUCCAUGCUAGCUCUGAAGAAGCGCAUGGACCAGAAGCACCACUCGUGGCAGAAGUGGAAAGCUGGGGAGCUGAAGAAGUACGAGGCCUCACUCGAGGAUAAUAGGACGUUCCGCGAGGAGCUCAUGUACAGCGCCAAGCACAGACUGAGCGAUUCCUGUAAAGAGAAGGAAGCGGAGAUGAUGAGACGGAUGGCAGCUGAGAAGAAGUGGCUCGAGGUUGUGAUUUUGGAAAGGGAGAGGUUGCUGGGUGAGUGGGAGGUUCAGGAGGUUGAAGGGGAUGCUGAUAGCUUGUUUGGGAGGGAGUCUGAGGAGUUUGUGGAUGCGCGUGAGGCUGUGGGCACAGCUUCGUGA
Molecule: messenger RNA, 2115 nt
Organism: Fusarium vanettenii 77-13-4
Lineage: Eukaryota; Fungi; Ascomycota; Sordariomycetes; Hypocreales; Nectriaceae
Exons: 2
Coding region: 1-2115 (704 amino acids)
Biological process (GO): protein polyubiquitination; ubiquitin-dependent protein catabolic process; positive regulation of proteasomal ubiquitin-dependent protein catabolic process
Cellular component (GO): ubiquitin ligase complex; cytoplasm
Molecular function (GO): ubiquitin protein ligase activity; ubiquitin conjugating enzyme binding; zinc ion binding
Source: RefSeq, a predicted model, not a curated record